GGAGCCCUGGCCGGAACCCUGCCUCAGCCCCAUGUGGCGCAGGUCGGUGCCGAGCCCUGAGGAGGGAUUAGAAAAUGGUGCGUGAAGCUGCGCCUUGGCUCCCUGAGCGAAGGGGCCGUUCCGGGGCUCGCCCCGCCGCCUGCCCGAGAGGUGCGAGGGGUUAGGCCGGGGAGGCGCAGGGAUGGAGGGCUCGGGCGAUGCCUCCCGGGCCGGGGCCGACUGGCGCCUGGCCCUGUGGACCCUGUGCUCCGUGCUCCUGCCCGUGCUCAUCACGGCGUGGUGCAGCUUCCAGCGGUCGCGGCGGCAGCUGCUGAUCCGGGACAUCUUCCGCAAGAGCAAACACGACUGGCACUACACGGACCUCUUCGGGCAGCCCUCGUACUGCUCCGUGUGCGCCCAGCACAUCCUCCGCGGCGCCUUCUGCGGCUGCUGCGGGCUGCGCGUCAGCGAGCGCUGCCUGAAGAAGGCGGACCAGCGCUUCCUCUGCAAGGAGAUCAUGAUGAGGGGCACCGCGGAAGCCCCCAGCUCCAUGCCGCACCACUGGAUCAGGGGCAAUGUCCCCCUCUGCAGCUGCUGCGUGGUCUGCAAACAACAGUGCGGCACGCAGCCCAAGCUCUGCGAUUACAGGUGUGUGUGGUGUCAGUACACCGUGCAUGAUGAAUGCAUGGUGGAUUGUUUGAGGACUGAGGAUUGUACAUUUGGAGAAUUCAAAGACUUAAUUAUUCCACCCUACUAUUUGUCUGCAAUCAACCAGAUGCGUAAAGAGAAAAGAACCAGUUAUGAAAAGGUGGUCCCUUACUGCAGGAAACACUGGAUGCCAGUAAUGGUGCUGGCUAAUACUCGCAGUGGAAACAACAUGGGUGAAACUUUACUAGGAGAAUUUAAAAUGCUGCUGAACCCUGUUCAGGUUUUUGAUCUGAGCAAAAUUGCGCCUGCUAAAGCUCUUCAACUCUGCACUUGGCUGCCUUGCAAUGCUGUCAGGGUUCUGGUCUGUGGUGGGGAUGGCACAGUGGGCUGGGUCCUGGAUGCAAUUGAUGAAAUGAAGAUAAAGGGGCAAGAACGAUAUAUUCCACAAGUUGCAAUUUUACCUCUGGGAACAGGGAAUGACCUGUCUAAUACACUGGGCUGGGGUGCAGGUUAUGCUGGAGAAGUCCCUGUAGAGCAGAUCUUACGAAAUGUCAUGGAGGCAGAUGGAAUCAAACUAGACAGAUGGAAGGUUCAAGUAACAAACAAAGGAUACUACAACUUAAGGAAACCAAAGGUAUUCACAAUGAACAACUACUUCUCUAUAGGGCCUGAUGCUCUUAUGGCUUUGAAUUUCCAUGCCCAUCGCGAGAAAACUCCCUCUCUGUUUUCCAGCAGAAUCAUCAAUAAGGCUGUUUAUUUUUUUUAUGGAACCAAAGACUGCUUAGUACAAGAAUGUAAAGAUCUUAACAAAAAGGUUGAGCUAGAGUUGGAUGGUGAGAGGAUUGAGUUGCCCAAUUUGGAAGGCAUCAUUGUGCUGAAUAUUGGAUACUGGGGAGGUGGCUGCAGGCUCUGGGAAGGAAUGGGGGAUGAACCUUAUCCUUUGGCGAGACAUGAUGAUGGACUUCUGGAAGUUGUUGGUGUUCAUGGUUCUUUCCACUGUGCCCAGAUCCAGGUGAAACUGGCAAAUCCUGUUCGCCUCGGGCAGGCACACACAGUGAGGCUGAUCCUGAAGAGCUCCAAGAUGCCGAUGCAGGUGGAUGGGGAGCCCUGGGCGCAGGGGCCCUGCACUGUCACCAUCACUCACAAGACCCACGCUCUGAUGUUGUACCACUCGGGGGAGCAGACAGAUGAUGAUGAUGCCUCCAGCCUGUCAGAGUGACACCAGGGCAGGGAGCAGGUGGCUCAAGACCUGGACAUUUUGUGGAAUUGGAAUUUCACGUGCGGCAGCGAGGAACUUCAGCUCGUUAAAACACCGAUGUCUGAUCUGGACUGAGGUUUAUGAACGAAGGCUCAUACUUGUGAGUGAACUAGAGCUGAGGAAAAAGCCAUGCUUCUGCACUCAUGGAAACUUUCACAGCUGAAUUACCACAACUGGUUUGCUGGAGAUGCCCUCCAGCCUUUCCAGCUGGAAUGUGUUCCUCUAAUGGCUGAAAAGGGACAGAUGCUGCAACCCUUCCUUGCUGUGCAGUCAGGUCUUCUGCACAUACACAGCACAGUGUUUCAGAGAGGUGUUUCAUACCCUUGGAAAGGGGAACAGCUGGGGGUCUGACCUGCUUCCAUCUGCCCCAGAAGAGUUCCAGAGCAGAAAACCAGACCAAGCAGAAUAUGGGUUGAUGUUCUGACAGCAGCCUGCUCCUGGCUGCCAUCUCUGCUUGGGAGCAAGAGCAGUAAUUCUGUGCACCUCCUUGUGCAGUGCAUUUCUAAUAAGCUUCACUGGGAGAGUAGAGGAUCUGGGAGCUUUGGGAAGGUACUCAGCAAGAAAAUUGCUUUUGGACCAAAGGUUUCUGGAAAUGUUAUUUAGGAAGUGACCCUUUUCAGUGGCUUUGUAAGCCAAAGAGUACCCUGAGGUCUUGAGUCCCCAACAUACAAUUCAAAAUAAUUGUACCAUGACUUGCACUGAAUGAUCCUGUGACUUGACUUUGCUUCAGUUCAGUGAGAGACUAAUUCUAGUUUUUGUAAAUAGCAACAUCAUAGUUUUCGGGGAGGCUUUUUGGAGGAAAACUUGGACAAAGGAGCAUCUUUUUUAGCUGUUUAGAGAAAGGGUUUGAAAGAAAUAAUGAUGAUUGGCAAAUGUGGGGUAUUUUUUAAGAACUUGUUGAAGAACGUGGCUCCUAAUUACCUGAGAAUGAUCAGUAGUAAGUCAGUCUGUUAACUUUGAAUUGUAAGUGUGGAGGUUGAGAGCUAAGUUUGCAGAGGUGGCAUUCAUGUGUAUAAUUUGAUAGUGGGAAAAAAGCAUGGAAGCAUUUGUUUUCUGACUGGCUCUUAGGGGGUAAAAGAUACCUUGUUGGUUACCCUCAUUUCCCUUAUGGAUAUAAAGUAGGGAAAAAGAUGAGUGGUUGAUCUGGUAGUGGAGGUUCAGAGCACCUACAACAGUACACAGGGACUGUCAGCUUGGCAUGUCUGAAGCUUCUCAGGUUAAAAGCGUCUCAGGUGAAAACAUCUUCAUGGUUAACAAAAGUAAAAGAUCUUAUUCCUGUUCUUUUUGUUGUAAGAAUUUUAAGGCUGCAGCAGGUGAGAAUUGAGUUGAGGUUUAAAAUACCUCACUGAGUUAAUUCAGUUUAGUUACUGAAGGUGCUCUUCCAAGUAGGAAGAGAAUUUAUCCUGUGUAAGCCGAGAUCAUAAGAAGGUGAGAACUUUGGUCUGAACUUUGAAUGUUGCUGCUUUUGUCAUGAUCCCCCAGUUUUUAAUUUUUUUUUCUUUAUGCUGACUGAAAAUGAGACCAUUGGGUAAAGUAGGCUGUGUUUCUAGGUUUUUUAAAAUGAAACCAUUUUUCAAAAGCCUGUAAAAUUAUGUUUGCAUUAACAGUGAACAAUCUAUUUAUAUUUUAAAAUAAUUUAUUGAAACUUGGCAAAGUCAGUAUUUUUAAAACCUUCAACUGUAAUCCUCUUUGGAAAGCAUUUUUAACUUGAUGGUAUUCCUUGUAGAAAGUGUAUGUACUAGAACUUCAAUACUACUGAUUCUCAGUGAAUUUAUAGCAGUCUGAAAAUGUGAUUAGAGUGUAAUGAACUGUAAAGCAGAAGCCAUUUGUAAAUUCCAUUUCAUUAGCCUUAUACAUCUCACUUUAAUUAUUUUAUUGUAUGUAAAUAUAGAUGAAAAAUUAUAGUAAAAUAUAUGUUAAAAGUGUUUAAAAUACCCUAAGUAUGCUAUGAUAGAUUAAUCCAUUACUUUUUUUUAGUUAUGAGCUUCAAUUUGUAUUAGCUUCAAAAAUCUUUCCAAUUAAGUUAUUAUUAUUUUAAUAACUUGUAACCAUCAGCACUCUAAAAGUAUUUAAGUUCUAUUCUGUAGUUCUUAUGUAACUGUUGUUUACAAACAAAUGAGAAAUCCCUGGAAAAGGAGGGUAUGUGCUCUGAAAAGCAGUAUUUGAAAUGACACUGCUGGCUACUCUAGACUAUUAAUAAUGCAGUUUAGACUUCCCUGAAGUUGAUCAGAAGAUUAUUCAAAUUUAUUUAUAGCCCAAGAACCUUUAACUGUUGAAAAACUUCACUCUUCUUGACUCCUGACAUCUAGAAAAGAAAUAAUUUAUGCCAAGGUUGGAAGUCUCCCUGUGUUCCCACAGGUGAGGGGUGAAUGGGCUUCUCCACCUGUGCCCCAGGGGGCUGUUUGUGCUCCCUCCCACUGCAGCUUGCCAUGAGUCCAGUCCAACAGGUGUGAAAUCCUCUGGGAGAGGCAAAUCCAUCAUUCCUGCUGCAGAAACAAAGUGAAAGUAGCAUCUAACUGGGUGCUUGUUUGGGAAAACCCCUGCUAAAUGGUCUUGGCUUUGGAGGUGAAGAACUUUCGGUCUCACCAAUGACUGUAAGUGAUGGCAGCAAAUGUGGCCGUGGUGGCUGUGGGGAAGCCUCUUGUGAAAUUGUACUUAUGGUUUAGAGAACAUUCUGUAAGGUUGAAGUGUCCAUUGUGACUCUGUAGCUGUCAUACGUGUGGCAAAAAAAGGUCUUGUAAAACAUAGUUAGCCCUGGAGUCUGUGGGAAGCCUGGCUGCUCCCAGCUGUUCUUUGGUUUCAGUGUAUCCUCCUUUCUGCUGUGUUGCAAAUUGGGUUAAAGCCUGUUUGGAAUGACUUCGAGGGAGCUGUUUCCAGUUUCAGCCCCAGUCUGGCGUCAGCAAUGGGCUCCCAGAUUGUCUGGCAGCAGGAAUGGAUUUGGCUAAUUUGUAACAGAGCUGCAGUUGCCCAGUGCUGUGGUGUGCAUUGUGAAACUGCUCCGUGCUUUUUAAAUGCUGUAGGUGCAUAGAGCACCAUUUCAAACAGCUCCUCCAUCCAAGGAGCUCUGGAAAUCCCCACAGUAUAUUCUCUGUCUGGGAGAGGGGACUCUGCAGCUGGAGCUCCUGUCCUGCACUGAAGAGUUUUCCAUUAUCCUGUAAAUCAUAAACAUUGAAAAAAUAGAGAAAACAAUAUUUCAAAAAGCCAAAUGACAAAUUGUUUCUUCUGCCAGUCUGUAUAUUAUAGCUUUGUGUAAAAUGUACAGGGUAAACAAUAACACUGAUUGUCAAGCACUUCGAAGUGAGUUCAUUAAGUUUAUUUUUAAGUUAUAUUGCUGCAUCCAGUAGCAAGUUUGGUCAGAUUCUGAUAACUUUCUUUAAUGUAGGUUCUCAGUCCUGUGACAGGCAAUACAAAAAGCCUAAAUCUGCAUGGAGAGCCUUUCUGUGGGUCCUCUCCUUGCCUGGCUCACAUUGUACUUGAUCACUCAUGUUGAAAGGAUGUGCUGGGUAUUUUUAUGUGCACAGAACCUCCUGUCAAAGGGUUUGUCAGACAAGAAAAUUGGAAUGGCUUCACACAGCUGUUCUUGGCCCAAUGACCCAUCUGGUUGGCUUUUCCAGUCACCAUCACCACCAGGGCUCCAAAGGUUCCCCAACAGCCCUGGCCUGUAUUGAAAGUACAAUCUUUGUUCUCAUUGCUGCUGGGGAGGAACAUCCCUUUUCUCCACAGGUUCUGAGAACUGACCCUUAAAGGGUUUGGUUUCAGUCUGGCCAAUUCCUUCUGGUUCUGUGCUACAUUGCACUGAAGCUUUUACAGUGUGUGUUACUGUAUCUCACUGGUUAAAUAAAAAGCUCUGCACCUUUAGCUGUGAUCAGCACAAUGGCAUCACUGUUAGAGUAGUUAACUGUUUUUACUUGGCUUUUGGUAGAGCAGCACUGUAACCCAAGUAGUCUGUGGGGAAGAGCAGGACACUUAAAAUCUGCAUGUGUUCUAAUUGAAAAUCCUUUUUGGGUCUAUAUUUCAUACUAACUACUAGCAGUUUUCUUCCUUUUGGAAAAUGAAAAAUUAAGUCUUCAGUUGGAAUUAAAUUAGGCUGUCUUCAGAUUCAAAAAUACUAGGAUGUAACUGAUUCUUUUGAAUGUCAACCACUUAAUUAGAAAUGCUGGUUUAUUCUGAGAAAUGAGAGGUGCUUCUUGAACACAGGGGUGAGGCAGCAGAGACCACUUCUUCCUUUGGUAGUUAAGUAAAUGGAGAGAAUUUACACAUUCUUUAUUUCAGCAAUGUUGAGGUCACAGUUCUAAAGCACGACAUGAUCACGAUUUUAUCAUCUAAGAGUGCUGAAUACCCAAUUCAGGCUUUGGGCAUCUCAGGGAGAUACUUCAAGCUGGAAUAAAGCCACAUGCCUUGACUAAGCCUAGCUGUAUUGUGCAGACUGACCUUAGCUGAGGAUCUGGCCCUUAACUUUUCAAAAGUAUGAAUGUGCUCAAAAUUGUACUUUUUAAUACUGCCCUGUGUCCUGUGCUGUGUUCCCCUACUGCUGUAUGUAGUUAAUUCUUUGCAUUGUUUAAUUUGCAACUUGUUUGUAAAUUUCAGCAUAAAAAUUGUUUUCUUUUUAAGAUUAUGUAGGAACUUAUAUUGUAUGUGAAUUUAUUGCAUUCUGUACCUUCAAGGUUUACAUCCCUCAAAAGCCAUUUAUUUUGUCUGCUACAAAAUGCUCUAAUCUUUUGAGUACCUCCAGCCAUCUUCUCUUUCUAGGAUUUUGUAGUUAAACAGAAUGGAUUUUUAUUUUUGUAGCUGUAACUUCAGUAUGUAUAAUAGUUGUUUAUUAAGUAGCGAUCAGAAUACUGUAAAACGUUGCUUUUAAGAGCUGUAACUUUUAAUUAGUAAUUACUACUUACAAGAAAAUGUCAGCAUGUUAACAGUUCAAAAAAAUAUUCUUUAGCUACACAUGCUGUGAUGCUGCCACGUGGGAUUUGUAUUGAAUGUGUUUGUCUAUAUGUUUUAAAGUGGCACUAAACAAGGAAAAUAUGAGCCUAAAGUGCAAGAAAUAGCUCAAAAAAUAGAAGUCAUAACAUUUUAGGCAGUUUUCAAUUGAGAAAGGUGACAUUUGGGAUUCAGUAUUUUUUUAUUUCCCACUGAGCAGUGAGGAGUGAUCAGUGGACUCUUGGCAGAUCGGUUGUUUCCUUAUGAUGUAGUUUGAGAUCUGUGUUUAGUGCCCAAAUGUGAGCAGACACUGUCUGCACCAUUCCUGCCCCUCAGAGAGCAAAACCCCAGAGCAACCCCACAGCUCUCAGCUGUACAGUAUGUGAGGUCUUACUUGCCAUGAAAGAACCAGUUAGCAUGAUCUUGAACCUCCAAAACAAAUGUUUAAAUCAAAAUUGGCAAUUUUUUCCUUGGCAUCAAGCCAUGUUUUCAAACCCCAAACUGGUUUUCCUUUAGUUUUGAAGAGAAGGCAGGCUGAAAUGGAAGGGUAGGGAGGUAAUCCUGUAAAAGUAAUUGUUAUAAAAGCAGAGACAUCUGGUUUUAUUUGCUGCAGAGGCAGAGUGAGUGUGCUUUUGUCUCAUACAAAUUUGUGAUGGUUGGUGCAGUGGUUGCUUGGGCACAAUGUGUGAUUUGGGUCGGGUUCUGCCUGAGAAGCUGCAGCUUCAGUGGAGCUGCAGAACUGCCCCGUUCUGUGGUUACUGCACAUUAACACAGGGGAACUGAAAGCUUCAGUUGGUUGUACCGUGGCCUCUCUCUGUGACUUACACUCCCUAAAAUUCUCCAUAUUCUUCAUAAAAAUUCGUAAAUACAGAUUUUUCACAGCACUGGCUGUUAUUGAAUUUCCUAGUGCAUCUGUUUGUCUUGUUGUUUGUACUGUAUUUCUCUGUAGAUUUAAGGGUGUGGAUUAAAGUAUUUAAACUCA
Vidua macroura (Pin-tailed whydah) is the source of this 7784-nucleotide messenger RNA. RefSeq names its product diacylglycerol kinase epsilon (gene DGKE). NCBI's taxonomy places the organism in Eukaryota, Metazoa, Chordata, Aves, Passeriformes, Viduidae. The record is from RefSeq and is a predicted model, not a curated record. The coding region runs from base 182 to 1846 and encodes 554 amino acids. Gene Ontology annotation, molecular function: ATP-dependent diacylglycerol kinase activity. The transcript is spliced from 11 exons.